Molecule: messenger RNA, 321 nt
Organism: Akanthomyces muscarius
Lineage: Eukaryota; Fungi; Ascomycota; Sordariomycetes; Hypocreales; Cordycipitaceae
Exons: 3
Coding region: 1-321 (106 amino acids)
Source: RefSeq, a predicted model, not a curated record
AUGCGUAUCACACCACCCGAGAUGCCGCCGCUCCGAGAUAACGAAAGUGCAUAUGAAGCUGCCACAUCCCACUCCCCCAAGCAGUCCUUCUGUCAAUAUUCUACCAAAUCAAUCUACUCGCCAUCUCAUUCACAUACACUCGUACCCAUACACGCACAUACACAUACCGAUACCACGAAAAUCAUGUACUUCUCUACCACCUUCGUUGCAGCCAUUAGCACCGGCCUUGGCGUCGACGCCACCUCCAUUGCCUCACCUCGCGACAAUGUUCAAAUAGAUAGCAGCGAGUCUGUUAACGUCUCUCCGUCUAGCGGAAAAUAA